Molecule: messenger RNA, 1795 nt
Organism: Ichthyophthirius multifiliis
Lineage: Eukaryota; Ciliophora; Oligohymenophorea; Hymenostomatida
Exons: 7
Biological process (GO): signal transduction; monoatomic ion transport; transmembrane transport
Cellular component (GO): membrane
Molecular function (GO): 3',5'-cyclic-nucleotide phosphodiesterase activity; monoatomic ion channel activity
Source: RefSeq, a predicted model, not a curated record
AUGUAAAGUGUAAUAAGUGCAAAAAGAAGAAAAUUGAAAAACAUAUUGCGCUCUAAAUUUACAUAAUUUUUUGUUAUUUUACUAAUUAUUACUUAUACUGCUUUAAUUUUUACAAAUAUUGCUGUAGAAGAUUUAGAAGAAGAUAAAAAUAAAUCAGAUUAAGUUUAAGAAUAUUUACUAAAUGUUGAAAUUUGUAUUUUAGCGAUAUUUCUCAUUGAAAUUUUAUUGAAUUCGUAUUCAUCAGGAUUCGUUCAUUAUUUUACAGAUAAAUGGUUAUUAUUAGAUUUCACUAUAAUAAUUGUUAGUAUAAUACUGGUUGUUAUUGAUUUAUCUACAGAUUCAAGUUCUUAAUUUUCUAGUAUUGCAUCUAUUGUAAGAGGAAUUUUUAGAUUUCUUCGUAUUUUUCUAUUAAUUAGAAAAGUAUAUAUAAAAAUAUAUAAUUUUUAAAUUAAUAUUAAUAACAAAUAAAUUAAAAAGAUUUAGAGUUUCAAAAAAUAAAAGUUUCUAGUGUAGUAAAAACACCAGCAGAAAGAAUAUUAGAAAUUUUAGUUGAGUUUAAAGAUUAUUUUGACUCUAUUGAUAUUAUUUAGGAUAUUUAAUGGACUAUGGAUAUUAUUGCCUCUAAUAAAUUAUAUGAUCCAUUAUUAUUUUUUGAUUAAAAUAAAGAAAGUUAGGUAUUUAAUUUAUAAUAAUAAAAUUUUUUAUAAACACAAUAAAAUAAAGGCUUAGGAAUGGCAUAAAAAAUAAUUUUAUUUUAUAAUAUUUAUAAUUCAUAUUUAAAAGUUUUUAAAUAUUAAAAGCUUUUUAUAUAUAUAUAUAUAUAUAUUAUAAAAUUAUUUCUAUUUAAUUUAUAAUUUUAAGGUUGAUGAAUUAAACUUUGAUUGUUUUAAACUUGAACUUAUUACAAAAGGCGAUGAAACUUCUUUACUAUUAAUUUAUUUGUUUAAUAAAUAUAACCUAAUAGAAGAAUUAAGAAUAGAUUAGAAUGUUUUUAAAUAAUUUACAAAAGGAAUUUAAAAUGGUUAUAAAAAUAAUCCUUAUCACAAUAAAUUGCAUUCAUUUGAUGUCCUUUAAACUAUUCAUUUUUUUAUGAAAAAAUGUAAAUUUACUUAUAUAGCAAAAUUAAGUAAAUUAGAAUAAGCUGCUAUGUAUAUUGCAGCAGCAGCCCAUGAUUAUGAUCAUCAAGGAUAUAAUAAUGUAUUUCUUAUAAAUACUAGUAAUAUUUUAGCAUUAAAAUAUAAUGAUAUAAGUGUAUUAGAAAAUCAUCAUGUAAGUAGUUUAUUUUAACUAGUAUUAAAUGAAAAAGUUAACAUAUUUCAGCAUUUUAAAAAUGAAGAGUUUAAAUAAUUUAGAGAAAUAGUAAUUGGUAUGAUUUUAGCUACAGAUAUGUCUAAACAUUUUUCUGAUAUUGCAAUGUUAAAAUCAAGAUUAAGUUAAGAUUUUGAAAUAGAUGGUAAAGAUAAAAAAAUUUGUAUGGAAAGCUUAUUACAUUCUGCUGAUGUUAGUAAUCCUAUUAAAGAAUGGAAAAUAUGCUUUUAAUGGACUAAUAAGGUUAUGACAGAAUUUUGGAAUUAAGGAGAUGAAGAAAGAUUACUUGGAUUACCUAUUGCUUAUUUAUGUGAUAGAUAUACUACUAAUGUUUCUAAAAGUUAAACUGGUUUCAUUGAUUUUAUUGUGAAACCUUUAUUUGAAGUUGUUGCUAUUGCUUUGCCUGAUUUAUAAUAAUAUUUAAAGAAUUUUGAGACUAAUAAAUAAAAUUGGAUUGAAUUACAACCAAAAUAUGAAGAAGAAUUAA